AUACUUCUCUUAAAACAACACUGUUUUACAACUCUUUCCCAAUCCAUACCUUUCAAUUGUUUUUAUUUUUUACUAUGCUCGUAUUUCGCUCUUGAUCCACCGCUGUCUUCUUCAGAUCCUUGGAUUUUCCCGUUGGGAUUCUCAUUUCUCGACUGAAAGCUUGCGCGUGUUGUGGUGCUGAUUUCGGGGUAAUCAUCUUAUUAUCUUGAAGAUGAAGAAUUUCCUGUCUUUUUGGUGGGAUUAAGCUUUCAGCUCUCAUAUGUACCUGAAGAAGGCGUUUUGGAGCGAGGCCGUGAAGGCGGACGCGGAACAGCAGUCGCCGGUUGUGGAGCUGGUGAAAUCGCUGGACAAGCAGCGGCUGUAUCGCGAGGUCACCCUCGCCCUCCGCACCGGCUUACGCGAGGCACGAGCAGAGUUCUCCUUCCUCCGAAUCCGCGGACUCCGCAGCAUUCUCAAGUUCCUCCGAUCCCUUGCUCAAUCCGAUGACACCAUCAAUCUCUUUUGCCACUCCCAAUCCAUUCCCGCACUCCAAGUGGUGCCAGUUCUGUUUCAACACAGUCUUAAAGACGUUGAGGACCAGUCGGUAACUAAUUUGGAUCACAUAUUCUCUGUGGAACCUAUGAAGAUUAGCAGCCCGGCUACGGAUGCUGAAGUGGCUGUUGCACUACGAGUUCUUGAAGGCUGUUGUCUUCUUCAUCGUGAGAGUACAAUCUUGGCUCAUCAACACAAGGCAAUUACGGUUCUGAUGAAUAUCUUGUCAACUCGUGGAGUAGUUGAGCAAGGUGCAUGCCUCGACGCUUUGGUUGCAAUCAUGCUAGAUUCGUCUUCCAAUCAAAUGGAUUUUGAAGCAUGCAAUGGCAUAGAGGAAGUUGCUCUUCUUAUAAAAGAUACACAGGUAGAGGAAAAUCUAAGGUUGAAAUGCGGUGAGUUUCUGUUGCUACUUAUCGGGCAUGUCAACGGACGGGAGACACCCCCGAUGAUGACUAUACACGACGAAAUAAGGCAAUACCUAGGCGAAAAAUCCGCCUCCUUAAUAUGGGCGGCAAGUCAGUUUGGAUCAACUCUGGAUCCGGAGCAAAGAUUGACAGCUUUGCAAAUUCAAGCCCGAAGGGUGCUCGAGUCAAUCGAUCUUUAUUGAGCAGAAAACUCAAAAAAUGGAGAGGUUUUUUUACAUUAUUGUACAGAAGAUUUACAUCAAACAUGUUCCAAUCAAUCUCAUUUGUACUGUUAGAUUA
Messenger RNA from Salvia miltiorrhiza (redroot sage), 1235 nucleotides. RefSeq lists its product as uncharacterized. The coding region runs from base 260 to 1138 and encodes 292 amino acids. The record is from RefSeq and is a predicted model, not a curated record. NCBI's taxonomy places the organism in Eukaryota, Viridiplantae, Streptophyta, Magnoliopsida, Lamiales, Lamiaceae. The transcript is spliced from 6 exons.